Messenger RNA from Linum trigynum, 3364 nucleotides. The record is from the annotation of a GenBank genome assembly. Lineage: Eukaryota; Viridiplantae; Streptophyta; Magnoliopsida; Malpighiales; Linaceae.
GUCCCUGAGAGACGAUACCCGGAAUUUCCGGUUUACUACGAGAUAGGAAUUGACAUUACGCUUUUGCCCUAUCAAGUUUUUGGCGCCGUUGCCGGGGACUGCCAUACCGUAUUUUUGUUGAUUUUUGUGAGUGAACUAUUUUGAUCUGUGUUCUAGUGUGCAUGUGAAUUUCAGGUGUAUCCUCCUCGUGCAUGCCAAGGAGGACGAUCGACAAUUUACUGCCACUUGAUCCAGAGAUAAAGAGGACCUGCCGACAGAACAGGAAACAGGUCAAGUUAGGGAAGCAGCCUACCACAUCCACAACUCCUAGGCCUUCCCUAACCAAGAAUCGUCAACAGACAGGGCAGGCUUCAUCACCUGUCGUCCCUACACCACCACCACCUCGUGACAUCGAGCCUGUCAUCAUGGCAGACGAGGAUCGAUCAAUCAGGGCUCGUUUGAAUGGAAGGACUGGAGCCCGAGCUUCAUGUGUUGUCAUUCCGGCUGGGGAUGCAAACAUGGAGAUUACCCCAGCAUUCAUCAAUAUGAUCACUAAUGGGUACACGUUCUCAGCGGCUAGCACCGAGGAUCAUCAUGAACAUCUUCGCCGGUUCGCGAGCAUUUGUGAUACUAUGAAGAGCCCGACCGUGUCUGAUGAUGCAAUCCGUCUUCGGAUGUUCUCAUUUUCUCUGUUAGGGAAUGCAUCACACUGGUUCCAGAACUUAACACCCCGUUCCAUCACGACAUGGGGUCACGCCUUGGCAAUGAAGAGGCAAGAAGAUAUUGUUACUUUUAAGCAGGCUGAUGAUGAGAGUCUGACUAAGGCAUGGGAGCGCUAUAAGGGGCUAUUGAUGAGAUGCCCAAGCCAUGGUCUUGAAGAUUGGAACGUGAUCAUUAUUUUUUUCAAUGGAAUCAGAAGGGAGUUUUGGGAUGCCCUAAAUAAUGCUUCUCGAAAUGGUUUCACAAGGAUGGAGGCUCCAGCAGCAUAUGAACUGGUAGAGAAGAUCUGUUCAGAAGCCACUGAAUGGGGUAGUGAGACCAGUAUUCGAAGGAGAGGAGGCUUGUAUGAGAUAGACAGAGUUGCAAGUUUAGAAGCAAAGGUUGAUGCUAAGUUGGAUUCCAAGUUCGAUGCACUCGAACGAAGGCUGGCCAAGAUUGCUCUGGGUAGACAAGAGGAGGUUGUUUCAUGUGAACUUUGCGAGGGUCCUCAUCACAUGGAUAUGUGUCCACUGGGAGCUGCUCAGUUGGAAGAUGUCCAAUACAUCAAUAAUCCGCGAAGUCAAGGCCAGGGUGGUAUGUAUUCAAAUACAUAUAACCCUCAAUGGAGACAUCACCCCAACAUGUCAUGGUCGAAUAAUAAUCCAGCUGGUGUUCGAAACAUCCCACCUCCUGGUUUUCAACAGCAGCAACCUCAACCAGAGAAGAAGCCCCAACUGGAAGAGUUGAUUUUGGCUCAUAUGCAGAAAACAGAUAAUAAUUUCAAGGGUCUUGAUCAAUUUGUCACUCAACAGCUAGCCAUCAAGAAUAAUAUGCAAUCAUCUAUGCUAGCUAUGGAGAGGCAAAUAGGCCAGAUGGCUCAAACUUUGGCAGAUAUUCAAGGUAGGAUUCCCUGGACUUUACCAGCAAAUACCGAGAGGAAUCCGAAGGAUGCCAUGGUUGUAGAUGUCACAUUGAGGAGUGGAAAGGCCUUGGAGGAUCCAAAGAGUUCAAGGAAGUCAACAAAAUCUGAAAAAGAAGGAGUUGCAGAGGUAGAAGAUGAAGAAAGUGCAAAAGCUGAAAAAUCGGACUUGCACAGGCAAACUGCAUGCAAUCUGCCUGUGCAUGAGCAUGCCGCCCGUGCAACUCCAAAAGUGGAAAAAUUGAAGAAGGAAGAGGUAAAGUCUUAUGAACCUCCCGCACCAUUCCCUCAAAGGUUAAUGAAGCCCAUGGAAGACCCAAACUUCAAGAAAUUUGUGAAUAUCUUCAAGCAAAUUCAUAUCAACAUACCGUUGGCGGAGGCACUUGAACAGAUGCCUACAUAUGCUAAAUUCUUAAGGGAGUUGCUGACGAAGAAGCGCAAAUGGGCUGAUCUGGAGAAGGUAACCCUUACUUCUGAAUGUAAUGAUGUGAUUCAGAAUAAAUUACCAGAAAAGAGGGAUGAUCCAGGCAGCUUCACCAUUCCAUGUGUCAUUGGAGGUACAGAGUUCGAUAAAUCACUUUGUGAUCUUGGAGCAGGAAUUAAUUUGAUGCCGUACUCAGUCUACAAGAAAUUGGGAUUGGGAGAUGUUCUUAAGCCUACUCGGGUCACUCUCCAAUUGGCCGAUAGAUCAGUAAAAAUUCCAAAGGGAGUGGUGGAGAAUGUAUUGGUGAAGGUGGGGAAGUUUAUUCUCCUGACAUAUUUUGUUAUUCUGGAGAUGGAAGAAGAUCGGGGAGUGCCUCUCAUUCUUGGUAGACCUUUUCUAGCCACCGGCGAUGCACUCAUCAAUGUUGGGAGAGGCAAGUUGACAUUCCGAGUAGGUAAGGAGGAGGAAAUUUUUAAUGUCUUUCAAGUUCACCAUAAUCACGAUGCAUUUGAUGACUUUGAAAGUGGAUCUCGAGAAAGGAAAAAUUCCUCUUCCUAUGAUAGUGGACCAUCCGAAGAACUAUCACCUAUCCUAUCUGCUCAGAUUCUAAAGUCAAAGCAAGGGCAGAAAUCCUUGCCAGGUCACCUCAAGUAUAGAUAUUUGGGUAAGGAUUUCAAUCUUCAUGUUAUUAUUCCUUCUUCACUGACAUUGAAACAGGAAGAGUACCUGCUUGAGGCGCUGCAGUACCACCUACGCCUCACUAAAGGGUCUAACAUGCCAGCUAAGAAGGUCAUACCCAAUUUUCGCACACCUGGCCCUGCAGAGGUGACUCAUAUGUUGGAUGGAGGUUAUGCGUUCUAUCAUUGCUCGGGAGGGUAUUCUGGAUACCUUUCCAUACCCAUUGGUUGAAAGCUCCAUGAACGUCAGGCUGAGGACGUUAAACAAGCGCUUCUUGGGAGGCAACCCAAGGUAAGUUUUCUUUUCUUUAUUUUUCUUUUUAGUUGUGUCAAACCCGUGCAUGUUUAGAUUAGGAGUUGAACAUUAGGGACAAUGUUCCAUCCUGAGUGUGGGGUGGCGAGUCUUAGCGUUUAUUUGUUCCUUUUGUCACGUGGUCGGUAAAAAAAAAAUUCCAAAAAAAAAAAUUGCCAUUAGGUUGAGCACAGCCAAAUUGCAUGCAGUUUGCCUGUGUAAAAAGCAGGCUGCCUGUGCAAAGUUAAUGGCUAAAAAACACCUAAAAAUCAAAAAAAUUAAAAACAAAACCUUGUACUCUUGUGGUAACAUGAUGUAAAUGACUGUGAUGCGUGUGAUAUGAGUUUGUGCUUGAAUGAAAUCAUCGAAAUCAC